GAGAGAAGAGUAGCUUAAAAGGCGUGAAGUAUCUAAACACAAUUAUAUAGUGUAAGAUUCCAACCACAAUGCGCGGUGACACGCGUGAUCUCCAUCUUCGUCUUCUUCCUUACUCCUCCUCACUCUCUCUUACUUUCCUUUCUUCACUUCACCACUAACCCCUCAAAUCUUCUUCUCAUUUACACAUAACACAUAUACUCACACACACCAGAAUCAUCCACCUACCCCCCUCCUCCUACCCCAAGCCAUUUCCUCUCGGCUUACAUCAUUCACUCUGUAAAUAUAACCUACACAUAAAACAUACACACACACACACACCUUUAUAUAUAAAUAUAGUUAUACCACUACAUGUUCCUUCCAUUUUCACCCUUUAAAAAGCUAGAUCUUGGGUUCAAUGGAGAUUUGGAAGGUGGGUUUUGCAGCGAUGGUGGUGGGGUUAACUAUGGUGGUUGAAUGUGGGGUGGUAGCGGCGGAUAUGUUGUAUUCCUCAAAGUUAGUCCACAGAUUCUCCGACGAGGUGAGGAAACUUGGGGUUUCAAGGAAUGGGGAAGUGUGGCCGCAGCAUAGGAGCUUGGAGUAUUAUGGGAGGUUGAUGAGCAGCGAUUUGCAGCGGCAAAAAAUGAAACUUGGUCCUCAGUUUCAGCUUCUUUUCCCUUCUGAGGGUAGCAAAACGAUGCCCUUGGGAAAUGACUUUGGAUGGUUACAUUACAUGUAUAUUGAUAUAGGAACCCCAUCUGUUUCUUUUCUCAUCGCACUGGAUGCUGGAAGUGACUUGCUUUGGGUUCCAUGUGAAUGUGUACAAUGCGCUCCUCUAUCAGCCAGUUACUAUAGCAGCCUGGAUAAAGAUCUAAACGAGUACAAUCCAUCCGGCUCAAGCACAAGUAAGUUCCUGUCAUGCAGCCAUCAGUUAUGCGAACUGGGUUCAAAUUGCAAAACCCCUAAGCAGCCUUGCCCAUACACUGUGAACUAUGUGUCAGAUGAUACAUCCACAUCUGGAGUGCUCGUGGAAGAUAUCUUGCACCUUGCAUCAGGCAGCCGUAUGGCAGCCAACAGCUCUGCUAGAGCUCCAGUCAUUUUCGGAUGUGGUAGUAAGCAAACUGGUGGUUACCUAAAUGGAGUUGCACCUGAUGGUCUUUUGGGUUUGGGACCUGGAGAAAUUUCAGUUCCUAGUCGUCUUGCAAAAGCUGGUUUAGUCCAAAACUCCUUUUCUCUUUGUUUUAAGGAAGAUGAUUCAGGAAGGAUUUUCUUUGGAGACCAAGGGCCUGCUAGCCAGCAGAAAACUUCCUUCUUGCCUUCAGAUGGACAAUUUGUUACUUAUGUUGUUGGGGUGGAAUCAUGUUGUGUUGGGAGCUCCUGUAUUGAACAGACAAACUUCAAAGCCAUUGUGGAUAGCGGGACAUCCUUUACAUUUCUCCCAGAUCAAAUUUACGAUAGAGUCGUUAAAGAGUUUGACAGGGAAGUGAAUGCUUCAAAAGCUAGCUUUGAAGGAUAUCCUUGGCAAUAUUGCUACAAAUCCAGUUCUGAAGGGUUACCAAAGAUUCCUUCAUUUACUCUGAAGUUCAUGACGAACAGCACUUUUAUAGUCCAGGAUCCUGUAUUUGUGAUUUAUGGCAGUCAGGGUGCUGUUGGAUUUUGUUUAGCUGUGGAGCCUUCGGGCAUAGAUAUCGGAACGAUUGGACAGAACUUCAUGACGGGAUAUCGGAUGGUGUUUGAUAGAGAAAACCUGAAACUGGGUUGGUCACUCUCUGACUGUCAAGACCUUACUGAUAGUAAUAGACUGCCAAUGACUCCAGCGAAUGGUAGUUCACCAAACUCACUGCCAACAGACCAGCAGAAUUCCCCUAAUAGCUCCGGAGUUGCACCUGCUGUUGCUGGAAGGACACCCUCGAAAUCUGCUGCACCAACUAAUCGUCGAAUCUCAUUCAAGUUAUGUUUAACGAAGUUGCUGUUUCCAUUGCUUCUCGUGUCAAGUAACUUCCGACAAUCCAUGUAUACAUUGACCUUAUAAGCUUGAUAAUGGUAUGCCCUAUAGGUUCAUAAUAUGUGUAGUUUUUCCUGUAAAUCCUGUCUCCGUCAUGUGGAGCCGUUUUUGUUUUCUUAUUCCCCAUCCCGCGCUCCUCCCCCACCCUUUUUUUUCCGGGUUUAUUGUGAUUUUGUUUAUUAGUCAGAUAGGAUGGGGCUGCUAGAUGAAGAGCUUGUUUUAUGCAUCUUCUAACUUUGGAUGUUUAAUUUCUUAUUCCCUUAUCAGGUACUGUUAUACAUACGUAAUGCUCACUUCUGACUUCCAUUCA
Molecule: messenger RNA, 2291 nt
Organism: Nicotiana tabacum (common tobacco)
Lineage: Eukaryota; Viridiplantae; Streptophyta; Magnoliopsida; Solanales; Solanaceae
Source: RefSeq, a predicted model, not a curated record